CAGGUAAGUUUCUUUUACUACAAUUUACAAACACGCAAAUCUUUUCUCAGAAAGAAAAAAAAAAUGUUUCAUUUCAUAUGCAAAACGCUGAUACAAAAUAGAAUUGUAAAUUCAAAAACCAGUUAUGUUUGUUAUAUCCAUACCAUGCCAUUUCUCAGUUCUGUUUCAAACCCCACAGAGAAACAACCUUUGACAGUCUCUUACCUCAUCAACUCAUGUGGGUUGUCCUUAGAACAAGCUAUUUCAGCUUCUAAAGUUGUCAACAUUAAAUGCACAGACCAGCCAGACUUACUUCUUAAGCUUUUGAGCACUCAUGGCUUUAAAAAAGCUCACAUUGCAAGCUUGAUUACUAAACACCCACCUCUGAUUUUAGCUCAUCCAGAGAAAACUAUAAGACCCAAGAUUGAGUAUUUUGAGUCCUUGGGUAUUACAGGAACUGACCUACCUAUGAUUCUCUCUUCAAAUAGAUACAUUUUAUUGUGUAGUCUAAAGGAACAUAUAAUACCCUCCGUUAAUUUUCUUAGGGGGGUUAUUCAUACCAAUGAGAACCUUAUUUUUGCAUUGAAGCAAUAUUAUGCGUUUCAAGCCAAUAUUAAGAAUGUUAUGGAGCCAAAUGUAUCCACUCUGAGGGCUCAUGGAGUGCCAGAAAAACAUGUUGCAAAUCUCUUGAUGAUGCAUCCUAGGUCACUUAAGUUGAGGGCUGAUUUGUUCAAAGAGGUUGUUUGUGCAAUUAAAGAAAUGGGUUUUGACCCAAUGAGAAUCUCGUUUGUUUUGGCUGUCCGUUCAAUGUCAGUAAUAAGCAAAGUUACUUGGGAAAAGAAAAAGGAGGUUCUUAGGAGCUUUGGUUGGUCUGAAAAUGACUUUCUUUUUGCAUUUAGAUUACAGCCAAGGCUAAUGAUUUGUUCAGAGAAGAAAAUUCGGAAUAUGCUGGUUUUCUUGACAACUAAGGCAGGUCUGAUGCCAUCGGAUGUUGCUAGAUGCCCAUAUUUAUUUCUGAUGAGUGUGGAGAAGAGACUGAGUCCCAGAUGUGCAGUUCUGCAAGUUUUGAUGUCUAAAGGUCUGAUCAGCAAAGAUAUAGAUUUAGUUCGGAAUUUGAAUUAUGGGAAGAGAUUCUUUGAGAAGAAGUUUCUGACUCCAUUUAUGGAAGAAGUCCCUGCAGUGAUUGAGGCAUACCAGGGUAAGAUGGGAUUUCAGGGAUUCAGUGAUUGAUUGUGAGGCUUGAAUCUGAGGGAAGAAGCCCUGAACUAUGUAAACAUGCUGGCAACAGAUGUGGGCUCACAAAUUCACAAUAUAGUUGUUAAGCAGGUUGGAGUGGAACCACAGUCUCCUUGUGUUUUCUAUUUUGGAUUUCAACAAUAUGGUGAGACCAGAUUGGUUUAGCUUGCCAUGAAAUAAGGCUUGUCACAUGGUGACAGUGAUGAUGGUGAUAGAUUUUGAAGAAAGCUAAUGUUGGUGUAUGGUUAGUGGCAGAGAAUAACAAUACAUGUUAGGCCUUUCAUAGCCCAGCAAUGCGUAUCUUGCAAGAUCUCAGCUCUUCAAUUUCCACAGCCCAACUCUCUCCUCAUCAAUGCCACAACUUCUUCAUCUUCAAUGCUCUUCAAUUUUACAUCUACCCACCAACAAUCCAAAUAUCUGCUUCACAUCUGUCUGCCACUCUUUUCUUCCUUUAUUUGGACAAACCCCUACUGGUGAUAUUAGAGGCUGUGAGAGAUCGAGAAAGACAAAGAAAUUGAUGCUGCCACUGUGAGGGAGAUCAGCCGAUUUGUCAGACUCAAUUGCAUUUAGUUGGGUAUGAGUACCCUCUCUUUAUGAAAGAUCAUAUAAUAAGCACAUCUGCAACACAGCUAUGUUCAAAUGAUUUGAGUUUUGGUUGCUGGUUAAAAUGAAAUCCAUUCAUGGCCUUGUUUAGCUUGAAGAAUUUGAGUUUGGAUUGACAGAUAUUGAUAAUUUGGGGAUUUUAAGAUUCAUUUUGCAGCAUGCAGCUAAAGGCUUAAUCAUCAGUCAUCACAGGAAGGAAAGAUUCUCCAACAGAUAAUAGCUAGGAAGGGGCUUUUUGCAAAUAGAGAAUUGUAGUUGGAUUUAGAGAAAUAUGGAGGAUCAAAUUAUGAGGUGUAGUCUGUGAUUUUGAUACUUUGGAGAAAAUUAUGAGGUGCAGUCUGUUUGUGUGUGUGUAUUUUCUGUAUGUGCAGUCUGUCUUUUAUUAGUAUUGCUUAAAAACAUGUUGUAGGGUUAAGAACUUAUAUUUUAUUUAAAUAUGGAAUGAGUUAAGAACUUAUGUUUUAGUAUUA
Quercus robur (English oak) is the source of this 2288-nucleotide messenger RNA. Its product is annotated as transcription termination factor MTERF6, chloroplastic/mitochondrial-like. NCBI's taxonomy places the organism in Eukaryota, Viridiplantae, Streptophyta, Magnoliopsida, Fagales, Fagaceae. The record is from RefSeq and is a predicted model, not a curated record. Bases 64 to 1209 code for a protein of 381 amino acids. The transcript has 3 exons. Gene Ontology annotation, biological process: chloroplast organization; regulation of DNA-templated transcription. Gene Ontology annotation, cellular component: chloroplast. Gene Ontology annotation, molecular function: double-stranded DNA binding.